AAAAAAAAAAAAAAGGCAGAAAUUGAAUCGGGUUCGGCCCAUGGUCAGUGCAAUCUAAAAAAAAAAAAAAAAUGAUAAUAAAAAGCCGGGUUCGGCCCAUGGCGGGAAAAAGAGAGAAUAGAAAAGAACGGGUAAAUUUGCCGUGGUCAACUGGUAGUGUUGCCAGAUCAAAAACAAGAUUUAGUUGAAUUGUUGGUAGGUUUUGUGCACAAAGAAGAGGAAGAGACUCCUAAAGGAUUAGCUGUGUGUGUGUGUGAGCGAGAGAGAGAGAGAGAAAUGGGUUUGACGAGUCGAUAAAGGAGUUACGUGUGUAGUGGUGAGUGUGGCGAAACGCGCGCUUGCAGAGCGUUACGGCGAACGGGUUGCCAGUAUCGAUGAUCGUGUAUGAAUAUCUGAUCUCUUUUGUUGUGGGAGAUGGAUUGGUAUAUGUGAAAUGAGAGUUUAUGUUCUUUUCUUUUGGCGCGGAUGAAGUGCAGAAUUUGGUUUGACUAUCAUUCUUUGUUGGUUUAUCGCUGGAAGCGGACGGAAAAAUAUUUGCGCAAAGAAAAGAAAAAGUGUCAUAUUUUGUAAAAUCAAAAUGAGUAAAGGCUGGGCAGUUAGCGAUAUAUCACAAAGUGAUGAACAGCCGGAUGCAAAAGAGCAGGAUGACAUGCAUUUUGCUGCUAGAAAAACUACCAACGAGUGGUUGUCAGGAUCGUGGCCGUUAAGGCAUUUCGAUGAAACAGUGCCAACUAACAAACGCAAGGCGGAAUGGAUACGGUUUCGAGAUCAGUUUAAGAGGAUAGUGGCAUGCAAAGCGCCUGUUGAUUCAAAAACCCGUGUAACGGGUCUAAAGAUUUUUGCAGGAAGCUAUUUGUUGAGCAUCAUCGAAAUGCAGCAGCGAAAUUUGCCGUCCAAAUCGGAGGAUAUAUACAACGAAACUAUCCGCGCACUUGACGAUUAUUUUAGUGAUUUGUGCGACGCAUCAAAAGAGAGGAUGAAGUUCCGUGAGAUGAAGAUGAAAGUGCAUGAACCAUUUGCGGACUGGGUGCUGCGUCUUGAAAAGCAAGCGGUGUUAUGCGAAUUCGUGGGUGCGCAGCGUGAGGAGGAGAUAAUGCAGGCGGUGGUACGGCGAUCGGUUCCAGAAAUAUCUGCUAAGCUUUACGAAAUGGCAAACUUUUUCGGUAACAAUUUAGAACGGGUAAUUAGCCAUGGAAAACAUCUCGAUUUCAUUCGCACGGAAGAGGCGGAGAGGAAGCCGGAAGGAGAAGAAGGGAACUCCGCGCAGAGUCAGGAUGAUCGACGAGCGUUGAUAAGACCGGUGAAUGCUAUCCUUUCGGCGAAAGUUCCGGCUAAUCGAUAUAAGCCUUACGAGACAAAGUGGAGUAAAAUGCGAGAUACUGGAUCUCGAGUACAGAAGAAUGAGGAAAGGCGUGAAGGAAUGCGACUCUGUACGAAGUGCGGACGUACGCACGGUUGGGGCCAAUGCAAAGCAUUUCGCGCGAAAUGUUUCUCUUGCGGGAGAACCGGCCAUUUUGCCGAAUUUUGCUUUGCAGCAAAAAGGAACCAUAAUACAAUGGGAAUGAAACAAGAAGCCGAGCGUGUCAACCAGCUGAUAACUGGCAAGGCAACGUCAUCUGGGGUGAUAAGUGAUCCGCGUAUCGUGAAUUGUGUUAUAGGAUCGGUGGAGUUUAAAUUCUUGGUGGAUUCGGGGGCGACAGUGAAUACGGUAACUAAGAAAGGUUGGGAGAGGAUCAAGGAAGAAUGUAGUACGGUAAUUCAAGACAUUACAUUGCACCCAGAAGAAAUUUUGAAAGGAUAUGCUACUCAUCGACCGUUAGAAGUGAUAUGUUCAUUUCGGGCUUAUGUGGGGGUGAAGGAUGCUGGACAGGACAGGCAAUUGGCAAGUUUUUUGUAGUGAACGGUACAGAGAUUUCACUUCUCGGUUUUCAAACGGCAAGUCAGUUAAAAUUAUUAAGGAUAGGGCUAGGGCUGCUAAAGAAGGAGAUAAAUUGUGCCGAAUUAGUUGGGAGAAAAACGAGCAUCGACAACAGUGAAUCGGGGCCAGGUGCGGCUGAUCAGUGGGUCAAAUUUCCGAAAAUCGGUGGGGAGCCGGUAAAAUUCCGAAUAGACACAUCAGUGAUACCAAAGCGCAUAAUUAGAUAUAACGUCCCGAUUGCGUUCGAGAAAGCAGUUAAUGAAAGACUUGAAGAUAUGGAAAGAAGGCAGAUUAUAGAAAGGGCUGAUAGGAGAGGUAGCACGAUAUCAUUUGUAUCACCAAUGGUGCUAGUUCCGAAGGGUCAGAAGGAUUUCAGAAUGGUUAUAGAUUAUCGGGAGGUGAACAAGGCAAUAGUUCGUGAGCCCUAUCCAAUGCCGUCGCUUGAGAAAGUGUGGGCUGACAUACCUCAUAAUGGAGGAAAAUUAUUUUUUACGAAACUAGACUUAAAGGAUGCAUAUUUUCAUAUAGAACUUCACGAAGAGGUGCGCCAUUUAACCACUUUUAUGACGGCUAACGGUUUGAUGCGAUUCACGAGGUUGCCUUUUGGGUUGUCGUGUGCACCUGAGUUGUUUCAGAGUGUUAUGGAGAAGUUAUUUGCAGAUUGUAAGAAUUUAGUGGUAUACAUGGAUGAUGUUCUAGUUUAUGGGCGAUCUUUAGAGGAGUUAGAGAAAUUAGUGAAGGAAGUAAAAAGAGUGAUUGAGAUAAAUCACCUAACGAUUAAUGAAGAAAAAUCGUUAUAUAAUCAGGAGAAAGUUGAUUUUUUGGGUUUCACAAUCGACGGACGUGGUAUUCUCCCCACCAAAGAGAAGAUUUCAGACAUAUUAAAGUUCGAUAGACCAAAAGACGUGUCCGAGGUGCGGAGUUUUUUGGGCAUGAUAACAUUUAUAAGCCCAUUCAUAAAAGGAUUUUCGCAUAAGACUAAACCCUUACGGGAUUUGUUAUCGAAAAAAGCAAAAUUCGAAUGGAAAAAAGAACAACAGGAUGCGUUUGAGGAGCUAAAAAUUGCAACAGAAAAUGAUUUGAUUAAGAGAGGAUAUUUCGAUGCAAAAGACAAAACCAUUCUGUACACUGAUGCGUCACCCUGGGGGUUAGGCGCUGUUUUAGCACAAGAAGGUUAUUUAGACGGAGAAAGAAGGAUUAUAGCAUGCGCAUCGAAGAGUCUUACAGAGGUAGAAGGGAGAUAUCCACAACUUCAUCGUGAGGCGUUGGCUAUAGUAUGGGCCAUGGAAAGAUUUGCAUAUUAUUUAAUUGGCAGAAAAUUUACAUUGCGGUCAGACAGUGAAGCCUUAAUGUUUAUGCUUAGAGGAAAACACCGCAAGGACAUGGGUAAAAGGAUAAUGUCAAGAGCAGAGGGCUGGUUCCUGAGAAUGGAGCAUUUUUGUUACGAAUUCGAACAUGUAGCAGGAAAGGACAAUAUAGCUGACGCAGCCUCUAGAAUUGGGGAAAAGCGAAAUGAUCCGCAAUUCGGAUGGGGAAAGGAACCGCAUGAGCUAUGUUUGGUAGAAACAGAGAUUAACUAUAUUAGUGAAGGACUAGUAGCAAUGACGUCACAGGAAGUGCAGAAGGAACAACUGAAGGAUAGGGAGUUGCAAGAGGUUAUGCUUUGGUUAGACAAAAAACAGAAAUGGCCGACAGAAAUUGUGAAGUUCCAACCAUUUCAACGUGAAAUGUACAUCCAGGAGGGAUCACUAAUGAAGCAGGAAAAGUUAGUAUUGCCUGAAAAUCUGCGUAAGAGGGCUUUAAGUCUAGCGCAUCGAUGUCAUCCAGGAAUGUCAACAAUGAAGAAUAUUUUGCGGCAAGGGUUAUGGUGGCCCAAUAUGGAUCGGGAGGUAGAAUCUUUUGUAAAAAGUUGUCCGGAGUGCCAGGUUAUUAAAGCAGAUAGCCAUCCACCUCCCAUCACAUUGACGGAUCUCCCUAACAACCCGUGGGAUUAUGUAUCCAUAGAUUUUGCUACUUUGUCGGACGUUUUGCAUUGGAAAGCAUUAGUGUUCACAGACAAUUAUUCCAGGUUUUUAGUUGCGGUUCCGAUAGAGCGAGCUGACGGGGAGGCAGUGAAAGCAGUUCUAAAAAAAGUUUUUAACACUUACUAUGUACCAAAAACUAUAAAAGCGGACAAUGGACCACCUUUUAAUAGUGUGGAGCUACAAACUUGGUUGCAAGAGGUAUGGGGUGUUAAGUUGAUUCAUUGUACACCGCUGAACCCAACAGAAAAUGGUCUGGUUGAGAGAAAUAUGCAAGGCAUAAACAAAAUUGCAGCAAUUGCAAAAAUUAGAAAGCUUAAUUGGAAAGAAGCUCUUGCCGAUUAUGUGGCAGCAUAUAAUUCCUGGCCUCAUCAUGUGACGAAAAUACCCCCGGCGGAACUUAUGUUUGGUAGGGCGGUCAGGGGUUUAUUGCCAAACAUGAAGUUGAACUCAAGGCAGGCGCUGGAUGAUGAACUCAGGGAUCGAGACAGAACAGCAAAGUUUGAGCGAAAUGCAAGAGAGGAUGAGAGGCGCCGAGCUAAAAAUACAAGUAUAAAAGUUGGUGAUAAGGUACUUGUUAUGCAGCAGAAAAGGGAUAAGGCCGAUACAGCCUAUAAAAACAAAUUUUAUAAAGUAACUAAAAUGGAAGGAAUUGGAAGAGCGACAAUAAGGGAUAUGGAAAAUAGUAAGGAGUAUCAGCGCAGUGUUAAGCAUUUAAAGAAAUUUGUGGACAGAAGUGAUGACCAGGAGAGUGAGAUAGGUAUUGAGGAGGAGAAUACAUCGCUGGAAGUACCCGAAGGAAUGGAACAGGUAGUAGAACGGAAUUUAUACCGAGAACUAGAAGUAGAGCGACCCGUGGGAAGGUCGAUUCGGACGGCCGAAACGGAUGGUAGGAUUAGAGAAGCUAGGGAAAUUAAGCGUCCAUGGAGGUUUCGAGACGGAAGUAUGUGAAGGGUGUAGGUUAAGUUUAUAUCAUAAUACAUUUUGGGAUGUGAAAACCUUUACAUAUUUUUUAGUAAAGGGAGAAUGUGGGAUCCUAGAGUAAGAAAGAGAAAGAAUGCGAUGUAUGAUGGUUGAAGGCAGUCGGAGUUGAGCAGCAAAUAAAGAAGGUUGUGUUCUGGUAACGAA
Anopheles coluzzii is the source of this 5067-nucleotide messenger RNA. RefSeq lists its product as uncharacterized. The record is from RefSeq and is a predicted model, not a curated record. Bases 578 to 1897 code for a protein of 439 amino acids. NCBI's taxonomy places the organism in Eukaryota, Metazoa, Arthropoda, Insecta, Diptera, Culicidae. Gene Ontology annotation, biological process: proteolysis. The transcript is spliced from 2 exons. Gene Ontology annotation, molecular function: zinc ion binding; nucleic acid binding; aspartic-type endopeptidase activity.